Messenger RNA from Opisthorchis viverrini, 1909 nucleotides. RefSeq lists its product as hypothetical. Lineage: Eukaryota; Metazoa; Platyhelminthes; Trematoda; Opisthorchiida; Opisthorchiidae. The transcript has 6 exons. The record is from RefSeq and is a predicted model, not a curated record. The coding region runs from base 25 to 1650 and encodes 541 amino acids. Gene Ontology annotation, biological process: rRNA processing. Gene Ontology annotation, cellular component: small-subunit processome; nucleolus.
UUGAAGUCCCAGUACUGGCAUCCUAUGGAGUCAGAUAUUCCCGCCGUCGAGAGUGCUAAUGUCUGGGGCUUGGUCAACUUAAAAAAGGGCCAGAAAAGAAGGCAACAGAAGAUCCUUACAGAAAUCAAGAAGUCUGCCAAACCCAUUGAGCCAAUCAAUGAAGUCGAGGACGAAAGAAAAGCCAGGCGGAUCGCUUUUCGCAGUGUUAAGAGAGAGUUAACUCUCUGGAAGGGUCCUGUGCACAAGAACAGGCUAGCCGAUCAGCUGAUCUUUCCGUUAAAUGAUACGGCUCUAACGAUCGCUGGGUCUGAAGAGGCCCAGAAGUUGCGACAAUGUCUGCUUGUUGCGGAGUCCAAAAAACGUGCAGACACUCUGCAGGGAAAGCUAUACUCUUCUCUCUAUGGUGAUACUCCCAGUGUCUCCUUUAAGGAGGAUUACGCUGAUCAAACGAGUCGUGUAAUCCGAAAAAAGCUAUUGGAGCAGAUAGCGAUGCGUCAGAAGGAGCGUUUCCUGACAGCAAGAGCGGCGGCAAAAAACAAACGACAAAACAAAAUAAAAAGCAAAAAUUUUCAUCGUCACCAAAAGGCUCGAUUACUCAAGGAAUACGAGAAAGAAAUGGAGAAGUUGCGCGAUACGGAUCCGCGAAAGUUCGCUGAACGUAUCUUAGAGGCUGAGAAAAAGCGUGCUCAAGAACGUGCCAGUCUACGUCAUCGUGGUGGCAGCAAAUUCGCACGAUUGCAGAAACUGCGUGCUAAAUAUGACACAGAGGCAAGAGAUGCUGUUGCAGAAAUGUAUGAACGUUCGAAAGAGCUCACAAAACGCACGGAGCAGAAUGAUUCCUCCGAAAGUGAGGUCUCUGAUAUUGACUGCAGUUCCGAGUCUGAGAUGGACUCGGACGAAAGUGAAUUCAAUGCGUCAGGUUCCACAGAGGAUGAGGCUGGGGACACUCUGUCUUCCAAACUAUGGUGGCGUCAGGUUCCGGAAAAUGAGAAAUCGAAGCCCGUUAAGCAGCACCGUCCCACAGUCUUGUCGACGCUUGCUGCAGACGCUGUUCUGGACCAAUCUACAAGGUCUACUAUUACCACCGGAGCAAAUCCAGAAGUUCAAUCUGCAGACACAGAAGCGGACGUUUUCGACCCAGAUUCGGACAUGUUCUUCCGUGCGCUUGAAGAAACCUGCGCAACAGACCCCAGCCUUCAGCAACAGUUCCAGGAAGAGAAAGAGAAAGCUAUAGACGAAGAAACCCCCAAAGAUAUCGAUACGUUUCUGCCAGGUUGGAACGCAUGGACUGGUCCUGGGUUAGAAGCUCAAGACGAAGUUCGUCGUAAGAAAAGGAUAAUUCCGGCACCAAAAGUCAAACGUCAGGAUACAGACUUACCUCAUGUGUUGAUCAGACGGCGUGUGAAUAACGAAUUUAGACAACAUCUUGUGAAGUCCAUCCCAUUUCCGUACAAUACACCGGAACAAUUUGAAUCAGUUAUCGCGCAGCCUAUCUCCCGAGAGUGGGUCACAGAGUGCACACAUCGUGAAUUCACACGUCCCAAAAUCACCGUCCAGGCUGGACGGAUUAUUCGACCGAUCACUAAAUCAGCUGCUGUGUUACGCGACAAGGAUGUGGAGCGACUGACCAAACGGACGAAAAAUGUAUGAUUCAUCUUAAGCAAUAUAUUGUACAGUAAUCGUUUUUUUUACCAUUGGCUCAGCAGCUGCUGUUUACCUCUCAUUUCACCUGACUGUUACACCGAAUGAACAGUACGUACGACCUACUUUGUCCCCAAAAGUAGUCAUUCAAAAUUUCUUUGGAUUCUGGCGCACAUGCGCACCGAGGCUCAUGUGUUAUUUGCUGUGGGAAACCUGAUUGAUAGCUCCGCGGUUUGACGUUUUCCACGAUUCGUACGCGUGGAAGACG